AUGAUGAGUCGAGACCACAAUGAAAACGAUACGAGUUUGAUUCGGAGGAGUAUCACGGAUGGAAGCACUUGCGAAACAACACCAAGUGAUGAUAUAAUACUUGCUUCAAUUGAUUCGACAAACAUUUUCUCUUCUUUAUCACCCAAAAUCCUUUUUGAAACAAAUCAUGGUAAUUCAUCAUCAGAUUCAUGUGAUUUUUCAUCACCACAACAGACCGAAGAGAAACAAGGAGGAAACUAUGAUAUUGAUGUUUCUGGACAAACCAGUUCCUUUCGAGGAUCACAACAACAUUGCCCUGAAUCACAACAACAAGAGCACAUCAAAAUAAUGACAAGAGACAGCCAAGAAGCCUCCGAACGAGGUCCAACACGAGAAGAAAAACAAACACAAUAUUCACUAUUUGGAAUGCUUCUUUCGUUUCUUUCCUUCUUGGUUUGGUCUUUGAAUGUAAUUUUGCAACAGUUGCAAUCGGGUUGGAUCUUUUCACCUCUAGAUUUCGAUUAUUUCCAGCCAAACAUCAUGUUGGCAAGAGAAAGAACAGAAGAAGAUGAGCAUUUGAUCAUAAAAAACCAGUCAUCAAGCGAACAAUCAUCAGAAGAGUCCUCUUCCCAUCAUCAUUCAACGACAAAUAAUGAGAGAAAAAGCAGUCUAGUGUUGUUUAUCGAUGACGAACCUCCUCUCGUCACAACAACAAGUCAAGAGACCACUGACGUUCAUCCACCAACUCUCACUAAGAAACUCUCAAUCAGUUUACUCGAAAUUGAAAAUUCUCUACCUAAAGCGAUCCUUAAUGAACCACAGAAGAUCUCCCGGCUAUCCUUCCGAAAAUCCAACACCAAAUCACCAACUCUUUCAAAAAUACCAUCCUACACUGGACGCACAAUUAGUCCUGACCUAGAUCCUGAGCAACUAUACAAACAUCAACGAGAUGAAAUGAUCUACCUGAAGCAUCAUUUAAAUUGUUUCAAAUUUCCUCAAACAAAUGAUAAGGAAGGUGAGAGUAGGUGA
Naegleria fowleri is the source of this 1008-nucleotide messenger RNA. RefSeq lists its product as uncharacterized. The transcript has a single exon. Lineage: Eukaryota; Heterolobosea; Eutetramitea; Acrasida; Naegleriidae. Bases 1 to 1008 code for a protein of 335 amino acids. The record is from RefSeq and is a predicted model, not a curated record.